CAAUCGCGGUGUUUCCUAGGACACUUCCGUCGAUUUUUAGUCAACAAUGGCUGUGUGCGUAGCAGUUAUCGGCAAAGAUAACUCUCCGUUAUAUAUCGGUGGCAUUGGAAAUGACACGAGUACUGACAACGAGCUUUCGCGUCAGUGGCUCGUCCACACGGCACUCGACGCUCUGGAAGAGAGACUUGCUUCAACCAACACUAACAACUCGGGCGCUAACUCCAACACCUCGCGGACUGAUCUGAGAGACCUGUAUCUGGGACUGCUGUAUUCGACGGAUACACACAAAAUUUACGGCUACGUGACGAACACGCGUAUCAAGCUGGUGCUGGUGACCAGCUCGACGUCUCCGAGCGGCUCCAACAUCCGCGACGCUGAGGUCCGCACGGCGCUGCGCCGGCUGCACGCGCUCUACGCUGACGCCAUCUGCAACCCCUUCCAUCUGCCUGGAGAUCAAAUCACUUCGGCAAAAUUCGACAAACAAGUGAAGAACAUAAUGGUCAACAACGUUUAAUUUUCCUAACAAGAACAACGGAUAGCAAUGUAUAAUUUUCUUAAUCUCUAGCUAAAUAAUUAGCACGUAUUAUAAUUUUAAUGUUAAGUUAUUCUACAUUAUUAUGUAUGACUGUUUAAAUGCUUUAUUAAACCCAAUGUACUAGUA
Molecule: messenger RNA, 661 nt
Organism: Trichoplusia ni (cabbage looper)
Lineage: Eukaryota; Metazoa; Arthropoda; Insecta; Lepidoptera; Noctuidae
Product: trafficking protein particle complex subunit 2-like protein
Exons: 4
Coding region: 47-514 (155 amino acids)
Biological process (GO): endoplasmic reticulum to Golgi vesicle-mediated transport
Cellular component (GO): cytoplasm; TRAPP complex; nucleus
Source: RefSeq, a predicted model, not a curated record